This is a messenger RNA of Aphanomyces astaci, 3116 nucleotides long. RefSeq lists its product as hypothetical. The record is from RefSeq and is a predicted model, not a curated record. The coding region runs from base 1 to 3081 and encodes 1026 amino acids. Gene Ontology annotation, biological process: signal transduction. Lineage: Eukaryota; Oomycota; Saprolegniomycetes; Saprolegniales; Verrucalvaceae. The transcript has 26 exons.
AUGGUGUUUGGAUCGGACAGCUACCAUCGCAUCAAGGAAAUGCAGCCCCAGGCACAGCAGCAGCGUGCGUGCGUCAAGUGCCACAGUGCCCACGUGCUUGUGCUCGAGCAGCGGCAACUCGUGGUUUGUGGAAGCUGCGAGUAUGUGGCGCCCGUCGGACAAGAGUCGGCGACGACUCCACGCCUGCACAAUGCCACGUUGCUCAUUUACGACCGCCCAGUGCUGCACAUCUUCCUCUCGUAUGGACACGACCGCUACCAGAAAGUGGCGUUGGCCCUCAAAGAUCACUUGCGGUCCCGAGGACAUGUGGUGUGGGUCGAUGUUGAAAAGCUGACCCCUGGAUGUGAUUGGGAAUCGGGUAUUGCCGAUGCGCUCACGUGGGUUAAAGAAGCCCAGGAGAAUGGCCGGGUGCUGCUGCUCAUGACCCCGCACGCCCUCCGCCGCCCGGACGGGUACUGCCUCAAUGAAAUCGCCCGCGCGUCGUCGCUCAAACUCAACAUUUUUCCCGUGCUCGUGUGCGACAGCGAGCCGCCGCAGUCGAUCUCCAUGUUGCCGUACUUUGACUUGCAGUCGAGCUUGCCGCGCGAGUCGCCGAUGGCCGCCUCGGAAUGGGACGACCUGGUCGCGACGUCCAUGACCUCGAUUCCAUUCCAAACCAAAGUGCUCAAACUCACGGGGUUGCUCGAAGCUUGCGAAAGCAUGCGCAGCGCAAUGGUGACGGCGAUUGGAGGGCUAGACAACCUGCACUUGUUUCACGGCGGGCCUACGGACACCAUCGACGACGCCAGGACCCCGACAUAUAGAAAGGUGCUGUCUCCCAAGCAUCCUUGUCCUUCGCUCCAUCAGCCGCCUACGAGCGCUAUCCUGGACGCUACUCCUCAGCCCCAAGCUACCAGAUACGUGUUUGUGUUUGACGACACGAGCGCCCCCCUUGCGUUGAAAUUGCACGCUGAUUUGACCGCCCAGGGGUUUAACAUCCAUCCCCACGUGGCGCCAUCUCCGACAGACCCCCACGCCCGCCGAGACGCCAUCUCAUGGGCCGCUCCCGGCAAGAUGAUCUUGUUCCUCACCCCCCAAAGUGUGGGACGACCUCAUGGCGUGUGUCUGAAUGACAUUUCCGCGGGUAUGGCGUCCGGUGUUGGGUUCGUGCCAGUGAUGGUGCGUCCUUGCGAGAUCCCCCUGAGCAUCUGUCGCAUCCAGUGGCUCGACCUGAGCGACUGCCUCACGCAUCAACUAACUAACAAUAACGUCGUUAACGACGUCAAGUACGCGGUCCGUCUGCCGCAGUUGGUCACAGCCUUGCGCGGGAAUUUAGACCACGACGGACAGCAAGCGCGGUUGUUCAGCAUCUUUUCUCCGUUUUCGUUCCAAGCAGAGAUUUCAAAGUUCACCCAAGGCUUUGCAGGGCGGGAAUGGGUCAUGGACCAGCUCACUGAGUGGAAAGCGAGCUCAAGUCAGACGUUUUGGAUCACUGGUCAAAUUGGGACUGGGAAGACCGCCGUUGCAGCGUCUGUGAUUCAAAACCAGCCCGAAGUGCGUGCGUUUCACCUGGUGAGCAAGGAGGACGAGCAGACGCAGAACCACCGCCGCUGCGUGCUCAGCCUCGCGUACCAGCUCACGACCCAACUCCCAGACUACGCCGCGUUCUUGCAACAAGGCGACCAGCCCCUUGAAGAAAUCGUGUCCGUGUCAUGUGUGGCGGAGCUGGUCCACUCGCUGCUUGUCGUGCCGUUGAAUGCAAUUGCGCAGCCGUCGACGGUGCCCCUCGUGAUCCUCAUCGAUGGCCUGGAUGCAUUCCAAGACUCAAAUGCCGUGGAAAACUGCUUCGUGUCGUCGCUGGCCGCGGCGGUGCGCAACCUGCCGCCGUGGGUGCGCUGGGUCCUCACCAGUCGCGAAGAUCCGUCCGUGAUGCAAAAGUUGCAGGGGCUGGUGCCCCAAGUAGCACUAGACAAGUGUGGCCACCAAACCAGGGACGACAUGUUAAAGUACCUUCAAUUGGCUUUGGUUCAGUUCGUUGCCAAUGCCGACAAGGACGUUCCUGCCGCCACGCUGCGGUUUAUCGUCGAGCGCUCCGAAGGGUUGUUCCUGUACGCCAGUCAUAUUGUGAAUGCGUUGAGCCAGAAACGGCUGACGCUCGACAAGCUCGAGAGCUUCCCCGUGGGCAUGGGCGGGUACCUCCGUCAGUACUUUGAAGAUCAAUUCACUGCGCUCCAUUACGAGACAAGCGUUCGGCCGUUGUUGGAGGUGUUGUGUGCCGCCUUUGAGCCGCUGCAUAUGUCGACAUUGCACAAUAUCAUGAAGUGGGACUCGUAUGCUCACAGGGACUUUCUCGGGUCGUUCAAGUCGCUUUUGUACGUGUCGGACGAGAACGAGCUCAAGCCGUUCCACACGUCCGUGUUCGAGUGGCUCGAAGAUGCGCAUGCGGCUGGCCGGUUCUUUGUCUGCGCAGCAAACGGCCACGAACGCAUUGGUCUGUGGGCGUGGAACCAGUACGACACCGUCUUGCGCGCUACCACCGACAUCUCCAACAUCAACUUUGAGUUGGAACCGAACGAGUCGAACGCGGACUUGUUUGACGAGUUGCGCGCACCGAUUUACAUUAUUCGGCAUGCCCUCAACCAUUUGCAUCUGGCCAAGACGGAACGGAGCAUCGAGUGCAUGCAAAAGUUCUCGUCGGAUGAGAACUUUCAGCUCGCGCGACGGCUGGCUCGGCUGCGCGACAGCGGCCUGGAGAGCUUCUUUCACGGGGAUAUCGACCGCGCUGUGGCGCACACGCUGUUGGCCACGGAAGGGACCCAAGGCGCGUUUUUGAUUCGAUACAGCGCCAAGCAGAAAUGCUACUGCGCGUCGUUCAUUGACAAAGUCGUGGACGGACUGCCCCUGAUCAAGCACAACAUCAUUUACCACUUGGACUCGGGGGCGUAUUGUGCGGUGCAGCCAAAAGAAGUCCAAAAGGCCACGCCCAUCUACCCCGACCUGGUCAGCUUCGUCGAAGCGUACCAGCGAAAAGGCAUCUUGAUCACGGCUGUGCCCCGCGACAAGGGCGCGUCCUUGCAAGUGGCGGUUGCCAAGUCGGAAUAAUAUUCAAUGCAUUUGCACUUGUUAUUGACUCAUAA